UUGCCUCAUCUUUGAACAUAGCCCAAAAGGGACACGGAAAAGAAACGUGAAAAUCUCUUUUUCCUUUCUCAAAACUUCGGCCUUUCGAAUCAAGCCCUCAAUCGUCAUGGACCAGGAACAACAGGGUCUGUCCUUGCAGGACAUAUCUGGUCCCGGCGACGAUGACUUUUCCAACUUCUUCGCCUAUGGUGGCCCCUUUGCCGAUUUAGACUCGCACGGGUCAAGUGACCAGCAACCUCCUCCCCGUUCGCUGUCCGUCUCCAUGCCCGCUUCCACCGCACCUCCUACCCAGGAUCAGUGGCUUCAAAUGGACACCACCGCCUUCGAUUCCGUCAUGGGCGAUCUCCCCGUCGACCUCGCUCCCCAUGCCCACCAGUCACCGUCCAAUGGGCCCGCCCCGGCGUCGUACGCCCACGCCCCCAUCGCCCCGGCCUUCUACUCCCAGAAGCCUUCGCUUCCCCAGGUCUUUCACCAGCAAUUGACACCCGACGUCCAACCCCAGCUACAUCCUUCCUCGCAGCUCUCCUCGCAACCCUACAUUCCCCUGGGCCAGACCGUUAUUCCCCCGACUCCGAACUCCAUCGAGCUCCAGGGUAACGCGGCCACGUACCCGCGGCGCAUCGAUGACAACCAUGACCUGUACGAUCAAUAUUCCCGCGUCGAUGAACAAGUUCUCUACACCCCCCUUGUGUCCCCCGCCAUGACCCCCUUGGAAGCACAGCUUCGCCUCCCCGAAUACACCGUGCCCGGCGAGUACUUCACGCCGCUCACCUCCCCGGCUCUGGAAGCCCAGAACGCCAAUUCUUCCAACCCUUACCCCUUCAACCCGGGACCCGUCUCUGAGAUGGGCUUCGUGCCGUCGCCCGCCGACAACUCAUUGCCCGGCUCCUCUACCCCGUCGUCCCCCGCCAUCGUCCGCCACAACCACCGCCACCGGCCCUCGACGACCACCAACAAGGGCUUCUCGACCCGAGCCAAGAAACAGCAAUCUCCGUCGGUGCGCCCGCGGACGCGGAAGACGUCUCUGCUCAAUAUCAACCCCGAUGAGAUCUUGAAUGGCCUUAGUCAAGACCCCUCGAAGUCCCGCCCGGUGGGCACGAGUAGCCUUCGGUACGGGAGCACCGAGAGCUCCGGUCAGGAUUCGGUCUCCCCAGAAUCACUUUCUGAACCCUUGAUGCCGCCGCCCGCACUGCCCCCGGCGCGAAGGUCCCCCGCAAUCGCCCCACAGAUGAGCCAGUCCCAAAACAACGAGCCGGCGACCCCGGCUAUGUUGAUGCGCCUUCAACGACAGCAGCAGCAACAGCAGCAGCAGCAGCAGCAGAGCCCGGCGACCAAUAUCCCGGCGCCGUCUGUGUCGUCGGCUUCCUAUGACGACAUCAUGGAAGACAUCACCCUUCCCGAGGCGGCCAAUCCCACCUCCUAUCUGGCGCGACCUGAAGUCCCCCGUAUCGACACUGCCGUGCGAACCACUGUCCCGUCCCCGGCCUCGGGGGUCAAGAUUACGCCAAACCUGGAGCCCAACUCCGCCCCCGACCGACCCCCGGGUUCAGUAGCGCUCAGUCCGCGAUCCAUCGCCAUGCCGUCCCCCAGCGGUCCGGUCGGCAAGAAGUCAGACACUCCCAAAUUGGGACCCAUGGCCCGGAAACGUCAGAGCCUGAGCUCGUCGCAACCAAGCCCCAAUCUGCGUCCCAAAAUCAGCCCCAGCAUCAAACCCAUGGUGCGUGGUGAUGGAGUGUCGAGUGAGUCCUCGGCUUUAUAUUUAGCCUCCAAAUCCAAUUACCAGCAUAUUCUGGACGGCACGCUCCUUCCCGGCGUCUCUUACCCGGAAACCCUCGCCGAAAAUUUGAGCUCCAAACGGACGAAUCACAAGCUCGCGGAGCAGGGCCGACGAAAUCGUAUCAAUACGGCGCUCAAGGAGAUUGAAACCUUGAUUCCAUCUGCCUUUGUUCAAAUGAAAAAUGCCAAGGAAGCCGCAGCCUGCAACGUCAAAGUCAGCGAGAAGGAGAAGGAGAAGAAUGCCAACGCGCAGAUCAGCAAGGCCAGCACGGUGGAGAUGGCCAUCGACUACAUCAAGGCUUUGCAACAGGAGCUCGGUGAAACCAAAGGGAAACUCGUCGCUGCGGAGUCUCGUCUAAGUGAAAGCACGGGAAACGUCCAGUCCCACAAGGAGGGUGUCACCACCCCAGAAAGCGGGCAAGCAAAGAGCAGCACCGAGGCCGAAGACGCCAAUGCUAGUCCGAGCGUCUAGGAGACCGAGUCAAAGCAUCGGCCGGUCUAUCUAGAUACUCAUCUCUUUUCUGUCUUUUUUGCUUUUUCUUCGUGCCGCGUU
Aspergillus candidus is the source of this 2329-nucleotide messenger RNA. Its product is annotated as phosphate-sensing transcription factor PHO4. Lineage: Eukaryota; Fungi; Ascomycota; Eurotiomycetes; Eurotiales; Aspergillaceae. Bases 107 to 2248 code for a protein of 713 amino acids. The record is from RefSeq and is a predicted model, not a curated record. Gene Ontology annotation, molecular function: protein dimerization activity. The transcript has 3 exons.